GUUGUCAAUUCCCAAACAAAGAAUGGUGCCACACCCCUCUACCUGGCCUGCCAGGAGGGUCACCUGGAGGUCGUCCAAUACCUGGUGAAGGACUGCGGGGCGGAGCCGAGCAUCAGAGCCAAUGACGGGAUGACACCUCUGCAUGCUGCCGCCCAAAUGGGCCAUAACACUGUCAUUGUCUGGCUGGUAGGUAAAUUGUCCUGAUUCAUACUGUCUGUUUUUGUCAUUUCUUCUACUGUAUUUGUUGUACUAUUGUAUAGUGUAUUUGGGUCCUAGACAACCGUUAAAUAAAUCCACUGUGGGUGUACAUAGGGCUGUUGCGGUGACCGUAUUACCGCCACACUGGCAGUCAUGAGUCAUGACCGCAGUCAAAAUCCACGUGACCGUUGAGUCAUGGUAAUCUCCUUUUAUGCACUCUGGACAUGCGUUGGUAGUACCCAACUCACUAACGACCAUCUGGUCGCUAAUGACCUGGUACUCCGUGCUCUGUUGUCCCUCUAACCACUCUGACAUCAUUGCAAAUGCAAUCGAAAAUCACAUCAAACAUUUAUCAUCAAAACAGCAUCAUGCUUUUAAAACUCACCUCACUGUGAUUGAUCAAUUUGAAGAAAGAAGUUCAACAACCGGUUGAAACUGAGUGGAAAACAUGGUCCUUGUGGAUGUUGUUUCAAAGCCUAAGACAACAAAAUGGACUGCUUUCUAAGGUGAUGAUUAAUUCAAAACACUAUAUGCAUAUUAGAGUUUAUGCAUACGCAUAGGCCUAUAUAUGAGCCGAAGCCUGAAAAAAAUAUUACAAAAAUAUGGAAUUAAAAUAAUUAUAGUGGCGUUAUACAAUACAUAGCCUACGCAUGGCAGAAAACAUGAAAUUAUAUUUUAAGAUAAUUGGUCUAGGCUAUACUCCAAAAUUAAACAAAUUCUAGCAGUCGCCUUUGAGUGUGGACUGUUAUUAUGCAACCUGUAUGGACUGGUUACCUUAUGCUACGCUCCAAACGUUCUAUUCAUGAGUCUGGGAGAGAACUUAGGCCUAGGCGAUGCUGUUGGUUCAUUGAUUGAGCAGCGCGGCAUACUCAGUUAGCCUACCAUUAUAGUGAAUUGGAUUUUGAAUUGCCUAGUAAUAGUGAUUUUUUUUAUAUUUUCAUAAUUAAUAGACUGACACAUUACCUUUUUAGCUACAUAAUAUCUCACCACCAAGCCAAAAAAAGUAGAUUAAGAUGACGUCUAAUGGAUACAUAACAUCAGAGAGGAAGAGGCGAAGCGAGAGGAUUUACUCCACCGAAAACCUGUCCGCUUGAGACCAGCUCUUUAUUUGAAUGGAGGUCUAUGAGAGAGUGUUGAAUUACGUGAGUCUUAUUUGAUCGAAUAGAAGUUCCGUAAUGUUUAUUCUGUUACAAAUGUAGUGAUAGAAGUGGAUUCACAUGGCAUUCCGGCAACUUUGAGAAAAAUGAAUUUGUUGUGCCUGUUGUUCACACGCGCAUCUGCCCUCUCAUUGGCUAGAGUGGUCCCACCUGAUCUCACUUGCCUUCACUCAUUGAGGACAUGUAUUUCCAUAGUUAGAGCGGUCACUUGGCUAUCUUGUCAAUAUAAUAUAUAAUCUUUGAUAACACAGUUUGAGCUACCUUCAAGGCUGACCAGGCUACUGCAGGCUGCCAUUAGCAACUAAAAUGUAUCCUUAACUUCUUCUGUGUGCGACUUUAAAGAUAAUCAGUUCAAGGACAUACAGUUAGUCGGAGGUUUACAUACACCUUAGCCAAAUACAUUUAAACUCAGUUUUUCACAAUUCCUGAGAUUUAAUCCUAGUCAAAAUUCCCUGUCUUAGGUCAGUUAGGAUCACCACUUUAUUUUAAAAAUGUGAAAUGUCAAAAUAAUAGUAGAGAAUGAUUUAUUUCAUCACAUUCCCAGUGUGUCAGAAGUUUACAUACUCUCAAUUAGUAUUUGGUAGCAUUGCCUUUAAAUUGUAUAACUUGGGUCAAAUGUUUCAGGUAGCCUUCCACAAGCUUCCCACAAUAAGUUGGGUGAAUUUUGGCCCAUUCCUCCUGACAGAGCUGGUGUAACUGAGUCAGGUUUGAAGGCCUCCUUGCUCACACACACUUUUUCAGUUCUGCCCACACAUUUUCUAUAGGAUUGAGGUCAGGGCGCUGUGAUGGCCACUCCAAUACCUUGACUUUGUUGUCCUUAAGCGAUUUUGCCACAACUUUGGAAGUAUGCUUGGGGUCAUUGUCCAUUUGGAAGACCCAUUUGCGACCAAGCUUUAACUUCCUGACUGAUGUCUUGAUGUUGCUUCAAUAUAUCCACAUCAUUUUCCUUCCUCAUGAUGCCAUCUAUUUUGUGAAGUGCGCCAGUCCCUCCUGCAGCAAAGCAGCCCCACAGCAUGAUGCUGCCACCCCCGUGCUUCACGGUUGGGAUGGUGUUCUUCGGCUUGCAAGCCACCCCCUUUUUCCUCCAAACAUAACGAUGGUCAUUAUGGCCAAACACUUCUAUUUUUGUUUCAUCAGACCAGAGGACAUUUGUCCAAAAAGUACGAUCUUUGUCCCCAUGUGCAUUUGCAAACCGUAGUCUGGCUUUUUUAUGGCGGUUUUGGAGCUGUGGCUUCUUCCUUGCUGAGCGGCCUUUCAGGUUAUGUCGAUAUAGGACUCAUUUUACUGUGGAUAUAGAUACUUUUGUACAUGUUUCCUCCAGCAUCUUCACAAGGUAAUUUGCUGUUGUUCUGGGAUUGAUUUGCACUUUGCACACCAAAGUAUGUUAAUGUCUAGGAGACGGAACACGUCUCCUUCCUGAGCGGUAUGACGGCUGUGUGGUCCCGUGGUGUUUAUACUUGCGUACUAUUGUUUGUACAGAUGAACGUGGUACCUUCAGGCGUUUUGAAAUUGCUCCGAAGGAUGAACCAGACUUGUGGAGGUAAAAAAAAAGAAAUCUCAGGUCUUUGCUGAUUUCUUUUGAUUUUCUCAUGAUGUCAAGCAAAGAGGCACUGAGUUUGAAGGUAGGCCUUGAAAUACAUCCACAGGUACACCUCCAAUUGACUCAAAUAAUGUCAAUUAGCCUAUCAGAAGCUUCUAAAGCCAUGACAUCAUUUUCUGGAAUUGUCCAAGCUGUUUAAAGGCACAGUCAACUUAGUGUAUGUAAACUUCUGACCCACUGGAAUUGUGAUACAGUGAAAUAAUCUGUCUGUAAAGAGUUGUUGGAAAAAUUACUUGUGUCAUGCACAAAGUAGAUGUUCUAACCGACUUGCCAAAACUAUAGUUUGUUAACAAGAAAUUUGUGGAGUGGUUGAAAAACGGGUUUUAUUGACUCCAACAUAAGUGUAUGUAAACUUCCGACUUUAACUGUACAUCUGGUGUCAUUUUUAUGGAUACAGUAUAUACAAAGAACUAUCAAUAGAAAACAGGUCAAAUGAAACAAAGUGCAGCUAGUUUGCGGUCUUUCCAGCUUCAGUUUGAAGUGAUUGUGUUAGCUGUGUUGUUGGCUAGUUCCUCUGAACAUCAGUGUCCUGACGAGAGAGCACAUUUUCUUCGCCAGGUGAAAUUGCACCUCGACAACACCCAUGCCAAUAUAUCCUCCAAACACUGGCUUCUCUGUCAUUAUCACGUAAUUGUAUAAAACAUUCACCUGACAUUGCAAGAACAUUCCCAGAAAACAUUUUGUCUGUUCUUAAAGGUUCUAAGAAUGUUUCAUUAGGUUGUGGGAACAGUCUGGUAGGAACAUUGUGGGGACAUCACAAAAGAUAUGUUCCCAAAACACAAAAACUGUCCAGUUGUGCAGAUGAUUAUACAAUGUUUCUUUCUGUGCAAAAAAAACAUUUACCUGAUAUUACAAGAAAAUUCCCUGAACAAAUGUUUUAUGUUCUUACUUUUUUUUUUUAAGCAUAGCCUACUGUAAUCGAUCGCACACAGCAAACCAUCACGUGAUUUCGCAUUACAGACCAAAAAGUCUUGCAGGUCUACGUAAAUCCAUGACUCUUGCAAUUAACAUGUGACUCACAUAGACCGACACAUAAUAAACUAUAGGCCUAUAGCUUCAUUAAUAGACUAUGAGACUAGAACAUAAUGCCCUGAUAUGACCAUAAUAAUCGCAAUAGUUUCAAGUUUUAAUGUCACAUGCACAAGUACAGUGAAAUGCCUUUCUUGCAAACUCUAAACCUAACCAUGCAAUCAUCAAUAACAACGUAUUACUAGAAAAUGAAAUGCACAAUAAAGUAAGCAUACUAUAUACAGGAAAUAUUUGUCAAAAUCAGUUCCAGUAUCAUAUUUACAAUGUGCAGGGAUAGUGGAGUGAUGGAGGUAGAUAUGUAUAGAGGUAAGGGGACAAGGCAACAGGAUAUAAGAUGAAGAGUAGCAGCAGCUUGUAUAUGAGUGGGUGUGCGGGUGUGUAGAGUCAGUGCAUUCGGAAAGUAUUCAGACCCAUUAACUUUUUUCACAUUUUAUUACGUUACAGCCUUAUUCUGAAAUGGAUUCUAUUAUUUUUUUCCUCAUUUCCUCACACACAAUACCCCAUAAUGACAAAGUGAAAACAGGUUUGAAGAAAUGUUUGCAAAUGUAUUAAAAAUGAAUAACAGUUACCUUAUAUACAAAAGUAUUCAGGCCCUUUGCUAUGAGACUCGAAAUUGAGCUCAGGUGCAUCCUGUUUCCAUUGAUCAUCCUUGAUGUUUCUACAACUUGAUUGGAGUCCACCUGUGGUAAAUUCAAUUGAUUGGACAUGAUUUGUCACUGACAACCUCCCUGUAGGCUGACUCAUCAUGUUGUCAGCGAACUUGAUGAUGGUGUUGGAGUCAUGCGUGGCCACGCAGUCGUGGGUGAACAGGGAGUACAGUAGGGGACUAAGCACACACACCUGUGGGGCCCCUGUGUUAAGGGUCAGCGUGGUGGAGGUGAUGUUGUCUACCCUCACCACCUGGGGUUGGCCUGUCAGGAAGUCCAGAGUCCAGUUGUAGAUGCAGGUGUUCACACCAGAGUCCUAAGCUUGGUGACGAGCUUCGAGGGGACAAUGGUGUUGAACGCUGAGCUGUAUUCAAUGAACAUCAUUCUCACAUAGGUAUUCCCCUUAUCUAGGUCGGUGAGGGCAGUGUGAAGAGCAAUUGAGAUUGUCCUAUAUGGAUCUGUUGCGGUGCUAUGCAAAUCUUAGGAACAGGAAUGAUUGUGGUCAUCUUAAAACGUGGGGAUUACAAACUGGGACAAGAAUAGUUUGAAUAUUACUGUGAAUAUGCCUGCCAGCUGUUCUGCGCACGCUCUGAGCACGCACCCUGGAAUACCGUCGAAGCCCGCGGCCUUGCGGGUGUUGACCUGAUUAAAGACCGUUCUCACGUCGGCCUCGGGGUCGGUGAUGCCGCUCACUCCCGGCUCGAUGUUAUGAAAGCGUGCAUAAACUGCAUUGAGUUCGUCUGGUAGAGAGGCAUCGUUGGGCAGAUCACGGUUGGUUCUUCCUUUGUAAUCCGUAAUGGACUGUAGCCCCUGCCGCAUGCGGUGAGUGUCGGAGCCUGUGUAAUAUGAUUCCACCUUAUUCCUAUAUUGUCCUUUUGCUCGUUUGAUGACUCUGCGGAGGUCAUAGCGGGACUUCUCGUACUUAUUCCUGUCCUCGGCCGUAGCAUCAGUGUUGUCGACGGAUGAGGGAGGGCGUUGUAUGCUUGCUUGUGGGUAGAAUAGCAGUGGUCUAGGACUUUAUUGCCCCUAGUGGCGUUGGAAACAUUGAUGGAAGUUGGGCAUCACGUGUCUUAGUGACAUCGAAUUAAAAUCGCUGGCAACCAGAAAGGCAGCCUCUGGGUGUAGGUUUUCCUGCGUGUUUAUAUCCUUGUACAGUUGAGGACCUUUGAGGCGUCUUUUUUCUCAAACUAGACACUCUUGUAUGAGAUCUUCAGCUUCUUGGCAAUUUCUUGCAUGGAAUAGCCUUAAUUUCUCAGAACAAGAAUAGACUGACGAGUUUCAGAAGAAAGUUAUUUGUUUCUGGCCAUUUUUUGCAUGUAAUCGAACCCACAAUUGCUGAUGCUCCAGAUACUCACCUAGUCUGAAGAAGGCCAGUUGUAUUGCAUCUUUAUCCAGCACAACAGUUUUCAGCUGUGCUAACAUAAUUGCAAAAGGGUUUUCUAAUGAUCAAUUAGCCUUUUUAAAAUGAUAAACUUGGAUUAGCAAACACAACGUGCCAUUGGAACACAGGACUGAUGGUUGCUGAUAAUGGGCCUCUGUACGCCUAUGUAGAUAUUCCAUAAAAAAUCAGCCGUUUCCAGCUACAAUAGCCAUUUACAACAUUAACAAUGUCUGCACUGUAUUUCUGAUCAAUUUGAUGUUAUUUUAAUGGACCAAAAAUUUGCUUAUCUUUCGAAAACAAGGACAUUUCUAAGUGACCCCAAACUUUUGAACGGUAGUUUAUGUAUUUUUUUUACAUUACAGAAGGUUCAGAACUAGAAAGUAUUGAUCAUAUUUUACAUAUAGGAAAAAAUAAAAAAAUAAGAGGGCCUCCACCCCCAACCUCCCAUCCCAUUCAUCCAGCCCCCCCCAUGUUUUCCACCCCUUUCCCCCCCUAGCAACUAGAGUUGCUUGUCAGUCACUCCCCCCUCCCGAAGACCAAAUAAAACCCACCCCUUCCAGGUAGGCCUGAAAUCAAAGAAAGUAAAAAAGAUGAAAAUGGGUAUAUACAGGCGUCCUUCCGAAGUCAGUUGCCGGAGAGGAAGGAAAUCACUCAGGGAUUUCACCCUGAGGCCAAUGAUGACUAAAAAACAGUUAAUUUAAUGAAUGUGAUAGGAGAAAACUGAGGAUGGAUCAACAACAUUGUAGUUACUCCACAAUACUAACCUAAUUGACAGUGAAAAGGAAGCCUGUACAAAAUAAAAAUAUUUGAAAACAUGCACUAAAGUAAUACUCCAAAAAAUUUGGUAAAGCAAUUAACUUUUUGUCCUGAAUACAAGCGUAUUGUUUGGGGCAAAUCCAACAACCCAUCACUGAGUCCCACUCUUCAUAUUUUCAAGUAUAGUGAUGGCUGCAUCAUGUUAUGGGUAUGUUUGUAAUCAUUAAGGACUGGGUAGUUUUUCAGACACUGGGAGAUGAGUUCUCCUUUCAGCUGGACAAUAACCUAAAAUAUCAGGGCAAAUCUACACGAGUUGCUUACCAAGACGACCGUGAAUGUUCCUGAGUGGCCGGGUUAAAGUUUGGACUUAAAUCUGCUUGAAAAUCUAUGGCAAGACUUAAAUGGUUGUCUAUCAAUGAUCAACAACCAAUUUGACAGAGUUUGAAUAAUUCUGAAAAUAAUAAUGGGCAAAUGUUUCACAAUCCAGGUGUGGAAAGCUCUUAGAGACUUUACCCAGAAAGACUCAAAGCUGUAAUCGCUACCAAAGGUGCUUCUACAAAGUAUUGACUUGGGUGUGAAUGUAUUUCAUUUUCAAUGCAUUUGUUAAAAUCUCUAAAAACAUGUUUUCACUUUGUCAUUAUGGGGUAUUGUGCGAAGAAGGGGGAGGAGAAAAAAUCAAUUUAAUCGAUUUUGAAUUCAGGCUGUAACACAAUAUAAUGUGGAAUAAGUCAAGGGGCAUGAAUACUUUCUGAAGGCACUGUAUAUAUUUUGUAUGCAUGUGUUGGGCUUUAUAGUUUGUUUAUUUGUAUGUGUUGGGCUUUAGCUGAUAUUUAUUCUUUAGAGUCAAGUACAGUGGGGAGAAAAAGUAUUUGAUACACUGCCGAUUUUGCAGGUUUUCCUACUUACAAAGCAUGUAGAGGUCUGUAAUUUGUAUCAUAGGAACACUUCAACUGUGAGAGACAGAAUCUAAAACAAACAUCCAUAAAAUCACAUUGUAUGAUUUUUAAGUAAGUAAUUUGCAUUUUAUUGCAUGACAUAAGUAUUUGAUCACCUACCAACCAGUAAGAAUUCCGGCUCUCACAGACCUGUUAGUUUUUCUUUAAGAAGCCCUCCUGUUCUCCACUCAUUACCUGUAUUAACUGCACCUGUUUGAACUCGUUACCUGUAUAAAAGACACCUGUCCACACACUCAAUCAGCAAGGGGCAUGUCCAGGCCCGUCUGAAGUUUGCCAAUGACCAUCUGGAUGAUCCAGAGGAGGAAUGGGAGAAGGUCAUGUGGUCUGAUGAGACAAAAAUUGAGCUUUUUGGUCUAAACUCCACUCGCCGUGUUUGGAGGAAGAAGAAGGAUGAGUACAACCCCAAGAACACCAUCCCAACCGUGAAGCAUGGAGGUGGAAACAUCAUUCUUUGGGGAUGCUUUUCUGCAAAGGGGACAGGACGACUGCACCGUAUUGAGGGAAGGAUGGAUGGGGUCAUGUAUCGCGAGAUCUUGGCCAACAACAACCUUCCCUCAGUAAGAGCAUUGAAGAUGGGUCGUGGCUGUGUCUUCCAGCAUGACAAUGACCCAAAACACACAGCCAGGGCAACUAAGGAGUGGCUCCGUAAGAAGCAUCUCAAGGUCCUGGAGUGGCCUAGCCAGUCUCCAGACCUGAACCCAAUAGAAAAUCUUUGGAGGGAGCUGAAAGUCCGUAUUGCCCAGCGACAGCCCCGAAACCUGAAGGAUCUGGAGAAGGUCUGUAUGGAGGAGUGGGCCAAAAUCCCUGCUGCAGUGUGUGCAAACCUGGUCAAGAUCUACAGGAAACGUAUGAUCUCUGUAAUUGCAAACAAAGGUUUCUGUACCAAAUAUUAAGUUCUGCUUUUCUGAUGUAUCAAAUACUUAUGUCAUGCAAUAAAAUGCAAAUGAAUAACUUAAAAAUCAUCCAAUGUGAUGUAAAUUAAACACCUAUAAUCUAAGGGAAGUCAACUAACAAAUGGCAGCUCGCGAUACCUACUGUUCAACCUCUACUUUUGUCCGUUGCAGAUGAGCUUCACAGAGAUCAGCCUGUCAGACCAGGACGGUGACGGUGCCACGGCCAUGCACUUUGCCGCCAGCCGCGGCCAUGCCAAGGUGCUCAGCUGGCUGCUACUGCACGGCGGCGAGAUCAUCACCGACAGCUGGGGUGGAACGCCGCUACACGACGCCGCCGAGAACGGGGAGCUGGAGGUGUGUUUGUGUGUGUGUGUGUGUGUGUGUGUGGGUUGCCAGUUUAUAACCGUAUAUAGGGAGGGAUCUGUAGGAGAGGUGUCUAUAGGAGAGCACAUGACAAUGGGUCAAUGGGUUUAGACACCAUAUAGGGCUGUGUGUGAGGCUAGUCAAGACAGCAAGGGGGAUGGGAAUUACAUUUACAUUUUACAUUUACGUCAUUUAGCAGACGCUCUUAUCCAGAGCGACUUACAAAUUGGUGCAUUCACCCUAUAGCCAGUGGGAUAACCACUUUACAAUUUUUUUUUUUAUUAUUAUUUUUUUUUUUUUAGGGUUGGGGGGUAGAAGGAAUUACACAGGUAACUUCAUACAAGUCGAGAAAUAGCCCAGUGGGCACAUUACACCAUGCGUUUGAGUGAGUGCAGCAAGUUGAUAUUGUUUCCCUUCCUAACGUUAGAUGCAAAGUUAUUUUUUUUACGAGCUGACAUCCGUCUUUGUUGUCUCUCUCUCUCUUCCAGUAUCUCUUUCUUUUGCAGUAGUUUCUGACUCUCUCUCCUUCUCCCCCUCCUCUCUCUCUCAAUUUCUCUGUUGUUGAUGAUUGUUGUUAGUAUGUUAGCCUACUGUUUUUAUGUUUUCUGUAUGUUUGCUAUGAAUAUGAGCCGCAUGCUUGUAUUUGUUAAGGAUCCCCAUUAGCUGAUUUCAAGGCAGCAGCUACUCUUCAUGGGGUCCAGAAACAUUAAGGCAGUUAUAUAUUUUAUUACAUUUCAAAAGACUUUUCACAACACAUUAAGUGUGUGCCUUCAGGCCUCUACUCUACUACCACAUAUCUACAAUACAAAAUCCAUGUGUACGUGUGUGUAGAGUGCGUGUCUUAUCAUGAGGGAAGGAUGGUCAAUUGUAAAGUGUAAAGUGGUUAUCCCACUGGCUAUAGGGUGAACGCACCAAUUUGUGAGUCGCUCUGGCUAAGAGCGUCUGCUAAAUGACGUUAAUGUGCCCUUGAGCAAGGCACUUAACCCUAAUUGCUCCUGUAAGUCGCUCUGGAUAAGAGCGUCUGCUAAAUGACUAAAAUGUAAAUGUAAAUGUAAAUGUAAUGUAAAUGUGUAAGCGUGUGUCUGUGCCUGUGUUUUUCUUCACAGUCCCUGCUGUUCCAUAAGGUGUUUUUUAAAUCUGAUUCUACUCCUUGCAUCAGUUACCUGAUGUGGAAUAGAGUUCCAUCUAGCCAUGGCUCUACAUAGUACUGUGUGCCUCCCAUAGUCUGUUCUUGACUUGGGGAUCGUCAAGAGACCUCUGGUGGCAUGUCUUAUGGGGUAUGCAUGGGUGUCUGAGCUGUGUGCUAGUAGUUUAAACAGACACCUCGGCGCAUUCAGCAUGUCAACACUUCUUACAAAAACAAGUAGUGAUGAAGUCAAUCUCUCCUCCACUUUGAGCCAUGAGAGAUUUACAUGCAUAUUAUUGUUAGCUCUUCGUGUACAUUUAAGGGCCAGCCGUGCUGCCCUGUUCUGAGCCAAUUGUAAUUGUCCGAGGUCCCUCUAUGUGGCACCUGUCCACUAGACUGAAUAGUAGUCCAGGUGCGACAAAACUGUAGGACCUGCCUUGUUGAUAGUGUUGUUAAAAAGCCAGAGCAGCGCUUUAUUAUGGACAGACUUCUCCCCAGCUUAGCUACUGUUGUAUCAGUAUGUUUUGACCAUGACAGUUUACAAUCCAGGGUUACUCCAAGCAGUUUAGUCACCUCGACUUGCUCAAUUUCUACAUUAUUUAUUGCAAGAUUUAGUUGAGGUUUAGGGUUUAGUGAAUGAUUUGUCCCAAAUACAAUGCUUUUAGUUUUUGAAAUAUUUAGAACUAACUUAUUCCUUGCCACCCAUUCUGAAACUAACUUUGUUAAGUGUUGCAGUGAUUUCACUCGCUGUAGUAGCUGACAUGUAUAGUGUUGAGUCAUCCGCAUACAUAGACACACUGGCUUUACUCAAAGCCAGUAGCAUGUCAUUAGUAAAGAUUGAGAAAUGUAAAGGGCCUAGACAGCUGCCCUGGGGAAUACCUGAUUCUACCUGGAUUAUGUUGGAGAGGCUUCCAUUAAAGAACACCCUCUGUGUUCUGUUAAACAGGUAACUCUUUAUCCUCAAUAUAGCAGGGGGUGGAAAGCCAUAACACACCUUUUUCCAGCAGCAGACCAUGAUCGAUAAUGUCAAAAGCCGCACUGAAGUCUAACAAAACAGCUCCCACAAUCUUUUUAUCAUCAAUUUCUCUUUGUGUAAGUGUCGUGCUUGUUGAAUGUCCUUCCCUAUAAGCGUGCUGAAAGUCUGUCAAUUUGUUUACAGUAAAAUAGUAUUGUAUCUGGUCAAACACCAUUUUUUCCAAAAGUUUACUAUGGGUUGGUAACAGGCUGAUUGGUCAGCUAUUUGAGCCAGUAAAGGGGGCUUUACUAUUCUUGGGUAGUGGAAUUACGUUUGCUUCCCUCCAGGCCUGUGGGCACACACUUUCUAGUAGGCUUAGAUUGAAGAUAUGGCAAAUAGGAGUGGCAAUAUCGUCCGCUAUUAUCCUCAGUAAUUUUCCAUCCAAGUUGUCAGACGCAGGUGGCUUGUCAUUGUUGAUGGGUGCAUGAUUAUUAGUAACUGGAAUAAGCAAUUUCAUAAAUGUGUCAAGUGCAGCCUCUGGGUUGCUCCUCAUUACACACCACCGACCAACAAACAUUAUUUACAUCAACAACAUAGCAAUCACUACAAAACUUAUUGUAUGACCUCUUAUACACUAUAUUAGGCCCAGCCUUUGGAACUUUGGUUUUCCUAGUAAUGGCUACUAUAUUGUGAUCACUACAUCUGAUGGAUUUGGAUACUGCUUUAAAGCACAUUUCUGCAGCAUUAGUAAAGAUGUGGUGUAUAUAUAUGUUGACGAUUUCAUUCCUGUGCUGUCUGUAAGUACCCUGGUAGGUUGACUGAUAACCUGAACCAGGUUUUAGGCACUGGUUACAGUUUUGAAGCUUUUUCUUGAGUGGGCAACUUGAUGAAAGCCAGUCAGUAUUUAAAUCACCCAGAAAAAUAUACCUGUAAGCCGAAGGCUUGGGCGGUAUACCGGGGUAUUUGGAAAUGGCCACGGGAUGUUUUUUCAAUUCCGUCAGUACCGUUGAAACUAUAUAUUUGAUGUUUAUUACAUUUGAAUAUUUGUAGCUACUUUUUAAGUAAAUAUCUGCGGUCAACUUGUGCAAAACGUCAGGAGAUAAAGCAGAUUGCGUUAUUAAUUUCACCUGCCACAUUAGUUUUCAUUAUGAAGCUUACCGGUAGUCCCCAAUCACAUGGUGUUUGUUUACAAGCACACAUCAACGAGAGACUGGAUCCUUGUGAGUCACUCACUGUUGUGCAGCACGCCAGGAUAUCUAGUUACAGUAUUGAAUUCACAACUAAAUGUUUGCCAGCUAGAUAUCUUAUGACUAUUAAGUUGACCGUGUAAAAUGUGCUAAAUGCUCUGCAGUUGUGCAUUUGGUUUGCAAAUGUAGUACCUAGUUAUCUAGCUAAGUGGUUAGCUUCUAGCAAAAUCAAGCUUCUUUUGGUGACAGCAGAGAAUCCCGCCCUGGAUCAAGAGCCUUGCUGUCUAAUAUUUAUUUUGUGGCAAACUGAGUAGCAUUUUUUUUGUUACUUGUAUAACUUUGAGCUGGGAUGUCUGUCCUGCAAAUAGUUUGUCAGAGACUGCAUAAAAUGUUCACAAUGCGCUCGUUAGCAUGUAGCUAGCAUUCACUAUGGGAUUUAACAUGUACUUGUUAGCAUUGCUAACCUUCGGAUUCAGAGGCUCAGUGGGGUUUGAAAAUAGCGCCCCUUGUGUGCAGUGCCGGUAUUACCGAAUAUCCCGGGAUGUCAAAAGGUCGGAAUGAAGGUUUGACAAUCUGCUUACUCCUAAAAAGAACGGACAAUAACAUUUUUUUCUUUCUCUCCCUCCCCUCUCUUUCUCUCUCUCUCCCAGUGCUGUCAGAUCCUGGUGGUGAAUGGGGUGGACCUGGGCAUACGGGACCAGGACGGCUUCUCGUCGGCCGACCUGGCAGAGUACAACGGGCACGCCCAGUGUGCCAAGUACCUGCGCACUGUUGAGAACAUGGUGAGACACAUGAUUCAUUCAAUAGGAUGCACUGUAGUGAAAAAAAAUUAUACGGAAAACGAAAAUUAGAGUUUCUUAUUGGACAACUUCAAGUAGUCAGUUUUCUUCCUCUGGUGCCUAAUGAAUACAACCCACCCAGGUAAAAUGCGUAGGGGGAAACCUAGAUGAGACUAAGAUUAAGUAUAUUCCAGCCAGGGCACGAUAUUAACUUUUCAUUGGUAGCACUGGUGCUCAUACAUUUAAAAAGUAUGGAGCACCAGAAAGAAAUACAGUGGGGGAAAAAAGGAUUUAGUCAGCCACCAAUUGUGCAAGUUCUCCCACUUAAAAAGAUGAGAGGCCUGUAAUUUUCAUCAUAGGUACACGUCAACUAUGACUGACAAAUGGAGGAAAAGAAAUCCAGAAAAUCACAUUGUAGGAUUUUUAAUGAAUUUAUUUGCAAAUUUUGGUGGAAAAUAAGUAUUUAGUCACCUACAAACAAGCAAGAUUUCUGGCUCUCACAGACCUGUAUCUUCUUCUUUAAGAGGCUCCUCUGUCCUCCACUCGUUACCUGUAUUAAUGGCACCUGUUUGAACUUGUUAUCAGUAUAAAAGACGCCUGUCCACAACCUCAAACAGUCACACUCCAAACUCCACUAUGGCCAAGACCAAAGAGCUGUCAAAGGACACCAGAAACAAAAUUGUAGACCUGCACCAGGCUGGGAAGACUGAAUCUGCAAUAGGUAAGCAGCUUGGUUUGAAGAAAUCAACUGUGGGAGCAAUUAUUAGGAAAUGGAAGACAUACAAGACCACUGAUAAUCUCCCUCGAUCUGGGGCUCCACGCAAGAAUGACCUGCAGAGAGCUGGGACCAAAGUAACAAAGCCUACCAUCAGUAACACACUACGCCGCCAGGGACUCAAAUCCUGCAGUGCCAGACGUGUCCCCCUGCUUAAGCCAGUACAUGUCCAGGCCCGUCUGAAGUUUGCUAGAGUGCAUUUGGAUGAUCCAGAAGAGGAUUGGGAGAAUGUCAUAUGGUCAGAUGAAACCAAAAUAUAACUUUUUGGUAAAAACUCAACUCGUCGUGUUUGCAGGACAAAGAAUGCUGAGUUGCAUCCAAAGAACACCAUACCUACUGUGAAGCAUGGGGGUGGACACAUCAUGCUUUGGGGCUGUUUUUCUGCAAAGGGACCAGGACGACUGAUCCGUGUAAAGGAAAGAAUGAAUGGGGCCAUGUAUCGUGAGAUUUUGAGUGAAAACCUCCUUCCAUCAGCAAGGGCAUUGAAGAUGAAACGUGGCUGGGUCUUUCAGCAUGACAAUGAUCCCAAACACACCGCCCGGGCAACGAAGGAGUGGCUUCGUAAGAAGCAUUUCAAGGUCCUGGAGUGGCCUAGCCAGUCUCCAGAUCUCAACCCCAUAGAACAUCUUUGGAGGGAGUUGAAAGUCCAUGUUGCCCAGCGACAGCCCCAAAACAUCACUGCUCUAGAGGAGAUCUGCAUGGAGGAAUGGGCCAAAAUACCAGCAACAGUGUGUGAAAACCUUGUGAAGACUUACAGAAAACGUUUGACCUGUGUCAUUGCCAACAAAGGGUAUAUAACAAAGUAUUGAGAAACUUUUGUUGUUGACCAAAUACUUAUUUUCCACCAUAAUAUGCAAAUAAAUUCAUAAAAAAUACUACAAUGUGAUUGUCUGGAUUUUUUUCUUCUCAUUUUGUCUGUCAUAGUUGACGUGUACCUAUGAUGAAAAUUACAGGCCUCUCUCAUCUUUUUAAGUGGGAGAACUUGCACAAUUGGUGGCUGACUAAAUACUUUUUUCCCCCACUGUAUAUACUUUUAUUUUUAUUUUUUUUAUUACAAAUGACUGUCAUCAGUUGUUACCUUGAUGUAGAACUCACUAGUGAGUGGGCAAGACAUUAGAAUAAAAACAACUUUUAAUAAUUGUAUUGAAAAGUGCAACAGCAAACAUAUUUAUACAGGUGAAUUAAACAACCUUUUGUAUUUAAAAGUACAACUGAAAACUGUUUGCGCAGGACACCUCAUUUCCAUAUGUUGGGUUGAUUUGUAAUCCAUAAUUUUUCUGGAUGAGUAACAUGGGUCUGAAUUUGGUAAAAGCCAUCUCCUCUUUGGCAAUACAGUAAACGGUGUUCAAUUUAAUCUGUAGCUGAGUUAGCUCUGCUUGUUGACCGGCUUGGGCUGCCACCUGUUGCCUGUCAAAUAUGGCUGCCUGGUAGUAGAUGUAGUGAUGUUGUUCCUGCCCCCUUCCCCCAAUGCACUUGUCCCGGCACUUGAUGUGCUUUUAGCUUAUGUUAUGUUUUAGCAAUGACUUGUGUUUUAGGUUGACCCAGUAGCAAAAUAAGUCUUCCCUGCUGCUUUUACUCCACACUUCCGACAGUACUCGCAGAACAUUGUGUUGCUAGUUUUGUCCCUCCUUAGCCACUUGAAUUCGCGAAGCCACCCCUCUCGAAACAUGUAGAUCUUUUUAUUUUUCUGAGGUGGUGGAUCGGUAGCAGCAUAUCCGACAUUGUCCUCGUCUUCUUCUGGUUGUGGACAGGGUAUUUUUUUUUUUGGGGGGGGGGGGGGGGGGGGUCAUUUUUAGUAGCACAGUGUUCCCAAAAUAAAAGAUACUGGUCGCACAGCAAAAAAAAUUGUCACAUUGGGGGAGCCCUGAUUCCAGCUUGAAUGUAAAGAUAAUAUGCUGUCUGUCUGUUCCACUCUUAUAGUUCCCCUUUUAAUUGCUGAACUCAAAGCUCGAUCAACAAUCUCCUCUUCCAGCCGGCAGUGAAUAGUGAAGUUGGAGAGAAAUGGUUGAGGGGCGGGGCAUGUUUCUCACAUACCUUAGGGAGUCCCGGUGGGUGUGUUAUUAUUUCUCAUGCCACCCCGUGGGGCUUUGCCCAUGAGGGCCUUGCCAGGCAGAGGAGAGUGUAAAUGGCAGUAAUUGUCAUUAGUGGAGCGACAGGUCGACUAGUGGAGCAUCGGGACACAUGCUGGCUCCCGUGGCUACAGUUGAAACAUUCUAAGUUGUGUGGCUCGUGCCAGCUGGGAGUAGGCACGCAAAUUAUUGUAAUUUGUUAUGGUGUUGUUUUGACUACUGACCUGGGACCUGUUCAGGAGGGUGCAAUGUUACAAUAUGUUACAGAACAUUACAAAAUGUUAGACCCCAUACACACUCAGCUUGUACAACGCAUUUGACACUGGUUGUGAUACAUCUGAUUCUGAUAUUGAAGAGUUUUUGUCUGCACAAAGAUGUUUACACAACCAUCGUGCGGUGUCUCCAUAAGGGUUGUGUAAUUACUUUUGUGAAGACAAAACUCUGUUUCAUAACAACCUUUUGUGCGUUGUACAUACAGUAAGAUACGAUUAUCCGUCAUGUAGAAUAGGAAGUCGUGUCAACUGUAUUCGUUACAUUUCGAUAUAUAACAUUCAAAAUGUUUGACCUCACUGAACACACCCCAAGACAAGCAAGCACACACAUUUUCUUCAGGAAAUGUACCUUUUCAAUCCCACUCCCAGGCUAGGUUAGGUUGCUCUCCCCCAGGUUCCUGGUUGGCCAUGUUUUGUUAACCCCUCGUUGUGGUUGUCUUUAUCCAGAGUGUGGAGCACCGUGUGCUUUCCAGGGACCCAUCGGCCGACCUGGAGUACAGCAAGCAGCCCGACUCGGGCCUGUCGUCCCCCAACAACACGAUGCUCCUGGCGGGGUCGGGGCAGGCCCAGCAACCGGCCCACUUCGACAUGUGCUCGCCCUCCAGCACCCUGUCCAACUACGACUCAGCCAGCUCCAGCCAGUGUAGCACGGGAGAAAAGCGGAGCGGCUCGCCCCCCUCAUCACGAGCCCCCGCCGGUCAGUCACACACACACACACACACACGCGCACGCGCACUUAAACAUGCACACACACACAGAUGCACUUAAAUAUGCACACCACCCGCGCACACACAUGCACGCACACACACACACACACACACACACACACACACACACACACACACACACACACACACACACACACACACACACACACACACUAUUUCGAUUAACUUCCUGAACUGGCUAGUUCAGAUUUCACAGGGGAAAAAUAGUCAUUUUCGUGCUAUGGUGAGGCAAUCGGUGCCGGGAUCUAUGAAUACACUAUUUGUAUGAUUUUCCUAGCCUGAUAUGAAAAACAGUUUGUGCUUUAGCCAACUUUAGAGUGUGUGUGUGCCCCCAAACAUGACAUGACAUCUUUGAUUCGUAAUGUGUACACUGUUAUCAUAACAACAAUUGUGGGAACUUCCACUGCUCAUCUGACUGGAACAAAUUCCAUGUAACAAUUUGCAUUCCUUUGUGUGAUGCCACAGCAGCGCUCCAUACUAGUGCUUCCCUCUAGUGGCAGGUAGGAGAAAUCUGUCUGUGAAUCAACCAAAUAUCAAUCCCCUGCAUGCUCUCCAGACCAAGCGUCUCCAAAUGCGAUCCUGGAGAGCUACUGGGUGUGCAGGCUUUUGUUCCACCCCUGCACUAUUAUUUGAAAAAGGUGUGUUUACAACAUAAUAUAAUGGAUUUUAUAGCGCUUUUCCAGUUGUGCAAAGCACUUUACAUAAUUAUGUGGAUGAAAUGAAAUCAUCCACCAGCUAUAAUGUGCAAUACCCAACCUGGGUGAUUCUAUGUCCUUAGAAAUAUAAUUCCUAUAAUGGCCGUUAGUCCACCCAUCACCCACCCAUUGACUUGAAUGGUGAUGUCUGUUCAAUGAAUUCUAGCUAUUUCUAUAACCACCUCAUCCAUUUUGUGACAGAAAUCUCACCUCUGACCAAUUGUGUCCUUGUCGCAGGCGGAGGCCCAGCGGAGUCAGACAUCAAUGACAUGCAGACCUACAUUGACAUGCUCAACCCUGACGUGAGGGCUCAGCCGCCUCCCCCACCCCCUCUCCCUGACUCCCCCUCCCAACCGCUCCUGCCUCCCCCCGGAUACCCACCGCCACAGCCCCCUGCGGACUCCGCCGAUAUCUAUCUGAAGGUGAAGAGCAACCUGAGGCAUGUGGAGGAGAAGGUGAGCUUUCGCUCUUCCUUUACUGGUGAAAAGCAGAAGGGCACAACUCGGGUUCCUCAAGGGACACAGUCCUGUUGUUUUCAUGUUAACCAAUCCCUGGUGUAGAGAUGAAAACGCACACACUGUCAAGCUCUCACUUGCACACAAAGGCUUCAUGUUGUCUCACACACUCUAACCCCAAUCUCUCUCACACACACACACACACACACACACACACACACACACACACACACACACACACACACACACACACACACACACACACACACACACUAUUAAGUCACUUGUACAUGCUAUCCUAUUAAUUAAGAAGCCUUUUUGAAGACAACAUCUUCUGUGUCCAUUGAGAGAACAUUCUGUAACCAGGAAUUAAGGAGAUAGAUUUCCUCUCAACCUAACCAUUCGAUGCCAUUGAGCCCCCAGUCUAAAAAUUGCUGUUCUUUUGGUUUUCUCUGGGUGCUGGUGACAAAUGGCCAAGUCCUCACAGAGCCUUUCGAUGCCAUCCUAGCAUGGAAUAGCAUAGCGUAGAAAUAUCCCAGGCACAUGAUGCCACAGGAUGGGUUGACAGGGAGCCAAUGGAGAACGGGUGGACGGCCUGGCCUAGUGGACCCAGUUGGUGUGAUUGCGUGAUUGAAUGCUCCUCACUGCUCAUUCAUUCAGAUAAGACUGCUAAGUUGAUCAAACAGACCCCACUAUUAGCCCGCCAUAAGAACAAACAGCUCAGAUACAGUUCAGCAACAAUUCAGAUACAGAUCUAGGACCAGCUUACCCCACCCCAUAUUAGGAGAGGGAACUCUCAGAGCCUUCAAUUGGCAAAGGCAAUUGUGAAUGCAGGUUUUCAUGGCUGUACAAAAUCAGUUCAUUACUGUCCAUCUCCUGUAUCUGCUUGAUCACAGGUCUUAACAAAUCACAUAAGUUGCAUGGACUCAUUCCAUGUUCAAUAAUAGUGGUUAACAGGAUUUUUGCAUGACUACCCCAUCUCUGGACCCCACACAUACAGUUAUCUGUAAGGUCCUUCAAUCGAGUAGUGAAAUUCAAGCACAGAUUCAACCACAAAGACAGGGGAUGUUUUUCAAUGCCUCGCGAAGAAGGGCACUGAUUAGUAAAUGUGUAAAACUAAAGAAAAGCAGACACUGAAUAUCCCUUUGAGCAUUAUGAAGUUAUUAAUUAGGAUUUGGAUAGUAUAUCAAUACACCCAGUCAUUACAAAGAUACAGGCGUCCUUCCUAACUCAGUUGCCGGAGAGAAAGGAAACUGCUCAGGGAUUUCACCAUGAGGCCAAUGGUGAUUUUAAAGAGUUUAAUGGUUGUAAUAUGAGAACUGAGGAUGGAUCAACAACAUUGUAGUUACUCCACAAUACUAACCUAAAUGACAGUGAAAAGAAGGAAGCCUGUACAGAAAAAAAAUAUUCCAAAACAUGCAUCCUGUUUGCAACAAGCAACUAAAGUAAUACUGCAAAAAAAGUGGCAAAGAAAUUAACUUUUUGUCCUGAAUACAAAGCAUUACGAUAGGGGGAAAUCCAACACAACAUAUCACUGAGUACCACUCUUCAUAUUUUAAAUCAUGUUGGUGGCAUGCUUCUCAUCGGCAAGGACUAGUGAGUUUUUGUGGGAUAAAAAUAAACAGAAUAUAGCUAUAAGCACAGGCAAAAACCUAGAGGAAACUUGGUUCAGUCUGCUUUCCAACAGACACUGGGAGACGAAUUCACCUUUAACCUAAAACACAAGGCCAAAUCUACAAUGGAGUUGCUUACCAAGACAACAUGUAAUGUUCCUGAGUGGCCUAGUUAAAGUUUUGACUUAAAUCGGCUAUGGCAAGACUUGAAAAUGGCUGUCUGGCAAUGAUCAACAAUCAGCUUGACAGAGCUUGAAUAAUUUUUUUAAAGAAUAAUGGGCAAAUAUUGUACAAUCCAGGUGUGCAAAGCCCUUAGAGACUUGCCACAAAAUAAUUGACUCAGGGGUGUGAAUACUUAUGUAAAUUAGAUUCCUGUAUUUCAUUUUCAAUAAAUUUGCAAAGAUUUCAAAAAACAUGUGUAGAUGGGUGAGGAAAAAAUACAUAUAUUUAAUCAAUUUUGAAUUCAGGCUGUAACACAACAAUGUGGAAUAAGUCAAGGGGUAUGAGUACUUUCUGAAGGCACUGUAAUAUUGUCUGCUCCACCGAGGCGUUUGAAAAUGGGGGCUAAAAAGACAUUUCCAGAGAGUUUAGCGCCUAGCGGAGCGAGGUGACACAGAUUCUUAGUGGGGUCAGGAACCACAGUGUUUGGGUUGCAGCGAGUCGGGGGGCCAUUUUCUCUAUCAUGCCAGCCACUAAUCACUUGGCCAGUCAGUGUAACAGUGUAAGAAUUUCCCUUGUUCCCAGCGUGGAGGCCGACGAGAAGAGGGAUUCUCCAAUCCAUACAAUGUUAUUGCGCUAACGAGGAUCCUCAUUACGAGCCGGCCCUCCCCAUUGGCACCUCUUGAUAAGCAGGGUGACAGGUCUGACGUUAAUUACAGUAAUUACUCUGAUCACAUUGUGAGUGGGCUCCAUAGCUCAAAACAACUUCCCUCCCAAGCUUAUAUUAUGGACGAUAAAAAAAUAUAUAAAAAAAUAACUAUGUAGAGGGGAGCUGGAGAGGAAGGACUGAGACUAGAUUCAUACCCACAUCACCAGGAGUAUAGGUCCGGAGUCUGGGGGGCUAACCACUACGUAGACUCGGGCACAUUUAUGUUUAUUUUUUAUUAUUUUUUUAUUCCUGGUCCACAGAUAUUAUAUUUGUCAUAAAGCACAAUUUAUUUAAAGGUGACAGUUAGUGUAAAGGCCAACAAUUGGCUACCAAGUCACAUCUCUGUCAUAAGUGGCCCCUGAAUGAUGGAGUAUGAAACAUGAUUACAUCAAUUCAGGUUUAGGCUUACGUAUUACAGUAUUCACAUACUGUAACAACAUAACAACCUUGUUGCUAUGGCACGUCUCCAUGGUGAGGGGAGUUGCCAUGGUCUGGGUGUGUGUCGUCGGGCCCAGGGGGGAGGGGCUACUUAAUGAGCUCACCUCCUGUCACGGUACCUUGGUGACGAUCCCCGUGACGCACGCUUGCUAGCUCACACACACAGGAGAGAGUUUUUCCCUGUGUCUAGGGUCCCCAUCUGCCUAGGACGCCAUAGAAACGGCAGAGCAGGGUAACAUCAUCCUGGGAAAUCACUAAUAUUAUAUACCCAUCAGUACCCCUGGACUUAUCUUCACUGAAGUUACGUUAAGUACAAACAAACUCAGAGGGUCCAUUUGUGUAGUGCUAGCGCUAUGUAUGUUUUUUUUCUGCAAUACAGGUUUCCACAGUGCAGAUUUGCUUGAAUUCAACCUCCCCUCAUUCCAUCUUUGUUUGUUAUGUGGCAGGUGAUGUCCUGUGUACAUUGGCCACUCAAAGACCCAGAUUUAAACUCCCAAUGUAUUAUGACUGACAGUGUUUUAUGAUCGACUCCCUCUACAAUAAUGAAGCGUGUAAUAGUAGCUAGUUGUCAACAAAGUGUUGUCUGGCCAUUCAUAGCUAAUCAAAAUGGAGCUGGCAGGAAUUAUUCUAAUCCUUAUGCCCUGGGAGAUUUGCGUGUGGGCAGCCAUGAAGGCUGUGCUGUGCCUGCCCUGCCUGAACCCUUUACUGCUCCAUACUUUGCAUAAGAGCUCAACCGGGCAUGUGCCACGCUGUGGGUUGGUUGUUGGUCAGCGGCCUGCAGCGCUGAUGUCACUGUUGUUGCAAUAGAUGUGCCUUAUUGAUGAGGGCCUGUGGACAAAGUGAGAGGGGCAGGUAGUGGCACAGUAGAGCGCAAGGGGAUGAGGAGAUCUGGUGACGGCUGCUCUCAGUGCACCUCCUGGGCUUCUGGGUUGGAUCUGUCAAGACCAAAGGGACUACUGAGGGGAAAGGGAAUUUUAAACGGUAAGCCUGAAAGUGACCACAGCUUUUUUGUGAUUGACUUGGUUGUUUUAAAGGGGAGCGGAGGGUGUUUUGCGAGCUAGCCUAUCUCUUGGUUUAUGCCGACAUGCGUGUCUAUGUGCACUUGCUUUGUUAGUUAGGGGGAGGGGGUGAUGUGCUCUCUCUCUGUGGUAGAGCAUGGCACUUGCAACGCCAGGGUUAAACGGGUGUCCUUACUCUGUGGUCACUAUAUUUCAGUUAUCGUAAGAGUAGGGGUGUUAACCCUGGUGUCCUGGCUAAAUUCCCAAACAGUUUCUCAAUGGAGGCUUUUUCAUUCAAUGGUCCCCUCACUGAAAGACUACACUGAACAAAAAUAUAAACGCAACAUGCAACAAUUUCAAAGAUUUGACUGAGUUACAGUUUAUAUAAGGAAAUCAGUCAAUUGAAAUGAAUUCAUUAGGCCCUAAUCUAUGGAUUUCAAAUGACUGGGAAUACAGAUAUGCAUCUAUUGGUCACAGAUACCUUAAAAAAUAUAUAAAUAAAAAUAAAAGUAGGGGCGUGGAUCAGAAAACCAGUCAGUAUCUGGUGUGACCACCAUUUGCCUCAUGCAGUGCGCCACAUCUCCUUCACAUAGAGUUGAUCAGGCUGUUGAUUGUGGCCUGUGGAAUGUUGUCCUACCCUUCAAUGGCUGUGUGAAGUUGCUGAAUAUUGGCAGGAACUGGAACACGCUGCCGUACAUGUCGAUCCAGAGCAUCCCAAACGGGCUCAAUGGGUCAAAUGUCUGAGUAUGCAAGCCAUGGAAGAACUGGGACAUGUUCAGCUUCCAGGAAUUGUGUACAUACAGUAUCCUUAAUGGGGCCAUGUAUUAUCAUGCUGAAACAUGAGGUGAUGGCGGCGGAUGAAUGGCAUGACAAUGGGCCUCAGGAUCUCGUUACAGUAUCUCUGUGCAUUCAAAUUGCCUGCCCGUACCAUAACCCCACCUCCACCGUGGGGCACUAUGUUCACAACGUUGACAUCAGAAAACCACUCGCCCACACGACGCCAUCUGCCCGGUACAGUUGAAACCGGGAUUCAUCUGUGAAGUGCACGCUUCUCCAGCGUGCCAGUGGCCAUCGAAGGUGAGCAUUUGCCCACUGAAGUCAGUUACAACACCGAACUGCAGUCUGGUCAAGACCCUGGUGAGGACGACGAGCACGCAGAUGAGCUUCCCUGAGACGGUUUCUGACAGUUUGUGCAGAAAUUCAUUGGUCGUGCAAACCCACAGUUUAAUCAGCUGUCCGGGUGGCUAGUCUCAGACAGGUGAAGAAGCCGGAUGUGGAGGUCCUGGCGUGGUUACACAUGGUCUGCGGUGGUGAGGCCAGUUGGACGUACUGCCAAAUUCUCUAAAAUGACGUUAGUGGCGGCUUAUGGUAGAGAAAUGAACAUCAAAUUCCCUGGCAACAGCUUUGGUGGACAUUCCUGCAGUCAGCAUGCCAAUUGCAUGCUCCCUCAAAACUUGAGACAUCUGUGGCAUUGUGUUGUGUGACAAAACUGCACAUUUUCGUGGCCUUUUAUUGUCCCCAGCACAAGGUGCAUCUGUGUCAUGCUGUUGAAUCAGCUUCUUGAUAUGCAACACCUGUCAGGUGGAUGUAUAAUCUUGGCAAAGGAGAAAUACUCACUAACAGGGAUGUAAACACAUUUGUGCACAAAGUUUGAGAGAAAUAAGCUUUUUGUGCAUAUGAAACAUUUCUUGGAUCUAUUUAUUUCAGCUCAUGAAACAUGGGACCAACACUUUACAUGUUGCGUUUAUAUAUUUGUUCAUUAUAAAAUAUACUUGCUCACAUCUUUCAUAUUGAAUUAUUUACUAUGUAUGAUGGGACAUUUAAAUGCUCAUCGCUUCUGCAACCAUGAGAAACCAACCGUAGAUCUGAUCUAGUAGUUGUCCAUGCAAACUAGAUGUAUGCCACAGCAUAACCACACUGACCAUAGUAAAGUAAAAACAAAAGACCGAAACGGCUAAAUGAACACAGAUAACCGUGUCUGUCAGUGUGGUGGGAGGGGUUGGGGUUGAGGGUGGUUAUGGUCUUGUCCUGGAGGCAGAACUGAGCAAUUUCCCCUUUUUAGAUAGAUCAGCUGCAAAGUCCAAAUUGGCUAUGUUGUAAAAAUGUCUGUAAACAAAAAUGAGCUUUUUGGUCUUAAUUUGUCAGGGUUAGGCAUUAGGGUUAGCAGUGUGGUUAGGGUUAUGUUUAAGAUCAGAUUAUAUGACUUUGUGGCUGUGCCAGCUAGUGACCACUGCAGAGCUGCCCCAUAACAAGAUUCAUGACGAAAAAUGCAUUACCCACUGUUUGCACGCACGGGCGCACACACACACACACACACACACACACACACACACACACACACACUUCUCUAAGUGCUACUUGGGGGCCUCGUCUUUGACAGCAGACGUGAGUCAACAAUGCAAAUACACCCAUAAAGCCACAAAGGACAAGAGAAGAGAAGAAACAACAGGACAAUACGAAGGGGAAGAGCGAGGUCAUGGUCAAUUAUUUCUGCCAGUCUUAGAUUUUUGAAUCUGUUGAAUGUCUCUCUAGCUUUUGCCACGGUGCCUUUUGAAAACGAAAUGAAUGCGACGAAAAUGGCAAUGGCAGUUGUGAUGCUCUUGUUUUGGUGCGAUUUGACAGGCAAAGUGGGUGUCUGAAUUUAGGAAGUUGACCCCAUGGCUUCUACUCAACAGCAAUGUCACUUAGUAAUAUAGCAUAAUCCUGUAUCUGGUUGGUUAUACUCUGUGGACUUGUAAAAAAAUAUAAUUGUCUAUAGUGAUAAGUACAGAGCCCAUAAGAAUAAAUUGUUUUGACGCAAACUGCUGCUUAGGUGCCGUGUGUUAUUUCGUACAGUGCAACUUUUUUUAACGUGUUUUUGUGAGCAUAACUUAAGCAAUCACACACUUAGGCUGUCCACUCACACUGAGUAAGCCUGGCCAAAAGUGGCAAUACUUAACUGAGUUGAGGAGAUGGAAAGAAAAGGCCCACGCAUUCCAGCUUUUGCUAGAGUCAAAGUUGCAAUGAUCCCAAUGCAAAUAGUUGUAAUGCAAUAUUUUGCAUUAGGUAAAUACUGUACCCCCAAAAAGACGUAGGCGGAAAAGCACUACAUUUUAACUUCCCGAACUGACUGAUUUGAAAUGGAAUUGUCCCCAACCCUGGACUACCGCAGUAUCAUGAAAGGUCCUAGCUAUCUUUGAAACAUGGGUCCUUAAGGAUAAACUGUUGUCAGGUGUCUGAGCUUCCUUCUCAACAGGUGGCCUAGAGAGCUAGGAAUGGGAAAGUGAGCAGCCCGGAGAUACAGUAGAGGGCCAUGUUACUGAUCUCUGACCCUUCUUACCUUGAACAGGAACUGUGUACAUGUGAAUUCUUAUUUUCUUUGACCCCAAAUGCUUUUAUGCAAUAUUAAUGGUGAUGCUUUAACCCAGAGGCAAAGAAGAAAAGCCUUUUUUUCCUGGUGCUGUUAAAGCUGCUUCUGCUCGGGUCACUAAAGCCUCUAGAGGUGACAAUUUCUUACACAACGUUUUCUAACCCUCAAAUGUCGACAAAACACAAUGUUGUCCUUUUUGGGUAGAUAGGUUUCAUGUUAGGCGAUGAAGACGUAUUUUUAUUUUGUGAAUGUUCUGUGGUCUACGCUUUGCAACUGUAUAUCACAUGGAACAAAAGACGAUCUGAUUACUUAAAAAAUCGUACUCCUACUUUUGAAGUACCAUAGCUUUUAUAGUUAAGUCUUCCUUCCACACAGCUACUAAACCCCAAAUUUGGCCAGACUGUCUAUUUCAAAAGACCCAAAUGGCAAGCCAAAAAAACAACACGCAAACGCAGACAAAACCCCAACAUAUUUAUUUACUCACUGCUCAUUGGCCCCUCCCAUGUUUCUACCCAGCAACUGACUCCAGAAGAGAACCACGAUAGGCUGCGCAGGGUGGACUCCAACAGAAAGUCUCGGAACUUCAACAAGCAGCCCAGUACGGGGGACUACUACAAAGCCCUGGGUAGCGACGGGGUCGACCAUCGUGGGAGCCGAACCAUGGCGCAUAACAAGGAGGUAAACAGGACCAGACAACCAGGGUUCUCCAACUCCAGUCCUGCAGAGCAAACUGGAUGUGCAGGCUUUUGUUCCAGCCCAGCACUAUAGACCUGGUUCAACUAAUCGUGGUCCAUACCUAAGACCGUGAUUAGUUGAUCAACAGGUGUGAUAGUACUGGGCUGGAACACAAGCCUUGCUCACCCAGUUUCUCUCCAGGACCGUAGUGUAUUCACUGUAGAAGAGGGAGACAUUUGUUUUGGGGGGGUUCAUGGGCUAUUCCUCUUAACUUUUUUUAUAUUUUGUCUGGAUGUUCUGUGACAUACACAAGACCAAUUCUGUAAUAGUCAAGUCAGCGGCACAGCAUCAUGAUGGCUACCAUACCAUGCCCCCCUACAGUCAACUGGCUGGCACAAACAGGACUGGCUCCUGUAGCGGUCAGUGCACCCCCUAGUGACUGCCCUCUAGUCUAGCAGAACUCUGUCCCUCCCAGGCUUUAAUCAACACCUCAACCCAGGGCUUGCUGGCCCACCUCACAAGCCAGCACAGUGCAGCACUACUCUGUCGCGAGGCAGGGUCUCCCUUGUAGAAAAUAUGAAGAUCCCAUCUCUAUUGUAUACUAUAAACGAUAGAUUAACACAAACAUAAAAUAAACUACUGUCCUUAAGGGCUGCAGUAUUGCUAUUGUUUGAAUUGUUCCCUGACAUUUAAUGGAUGCCUUCAUGUCAUUGAUAGGCCAGGGGUAUAAUUUAGUCUCUGAUUUGAAAAGGCAAGGAGGAAAACCAGUGUACACUUUGGCCCUCAAGGACUGGAGUUGUGCACCUGGGGCUAUGUGUGGCUAUGUAGGGUGAGACAGAGUUAGGUGUAUUUUGGCUGUGGCCAUCGUGUUGCGUUAGCCUUGGGUCACCGCCAUAGAAAUAUCAUUGUUAUAGAAAGUAAUGCUAUUUCUAUGGUCACCACACACAGCAGUGUUUGCCUGUGUGUCUCACGCUGUGUACCCUUGUUUGCCAUUUGGUUGCCAUCCAAUGCCAACUUACUAACUGCUGCACUCUCAUUUCCAUCACCGCCAGAGUCUCCGUCCUGUUGUGCAAACUCACCUGCAGAACACAGACCCAAAUAAACUGAGUACAAUUCCAUAGCUUACAAAGUGAAGCUAACCAGGACUGACUGCACUACCAGGGAAAUUAAAUGCUUUAAAUGCAGAUUUGAAUUUGUAUAAACCUGUGCUUUACCUUUAAAAAAGUAAUUAAGGUAUGUCUUGUUUCAGGUAUAAUCCAUGUUGGCUUUGUGGUUUUGUUUCAAGGUUGUACUCACUAAACCUAAAAAAUAUUGUCUCAAAUAAAAUAAAAUAAGCAAAAUUGCUAAUUCUUGGUCAACAUUGAGCAGACAAAUAUUUACACAGACACGUAUCAAUCAGGUCCUGCACGCAUAGUCAACAGCCCCCCCAGGGAGCGGCCCAUAAUCUCAUGGGUAUCGACAGUUUGGUGUAAUCUACAUUGAGCCAAUUAGGACCUCCGUGGGGCGUCCUAACUCCCCUACCCGUCCCCGAGGACCGGACAGAUGGCGCCCCACGUCCCUCUCGGCUUAUCAUUAUCGACAGCUGGGGCCCGGCGCGUGUUGGAGAGGGACCCCCGUGGGACCCGCCUCUGGAUGACCCCACCCCCCUCAUUAUAGGGGAAGAGGGGCAUAAUGACAGGCACGCGUCUAAAAAGAGGAGGAGGAAGGGGGUUAAAUGUCACAGUCCAUUAACUCUGUAACAGCUGUGUUAGAGAGUGUCACUGUCAGGCUGUAGUGGGGGGUGGUGAGGAGGGGUGGGGGGGGCUAUCACUCACAGCAACAGAUAUCCCCCCCCACCCCACCCCACGUCCCAGAAGGACCCUAGAUUAUGCCAUGUUAACUCCAUUAUUAUUCCCAUUGGGUGUUAUGUCUUAAAUUUAAGACAGCAAAUGUCUAAUUGAGCCUUCAUUUUAGAGUCAACUACCAUACAUCUGUCACAGUAUUACUCCCCCUCUCCUCCCACUACAAUAAUGUUAUUGGCCCAGCCUAGCACCGCACUGCUAGAAUGUCUAUUGGCAUGUAUUUCUGCGAAGACAGGUGUGAUAUGGUUCAUUGGCUCCUACCAUUAUUACAACUUCCUCUCAGCUGUCAAGGAAUGAGAUCACAAUAAGAUCCGGAUGGGUGAUGUUUUGACUGUGCAAAAAUGGGGAGAUGUUACAAAAAUAUAUAUAAAAAUAUAUAUUCACUAUUUUAGCUGCAUUUUGUUAUUUUCAAGAUGUCCAUGGCAAGGGAUUGAUUUGGGUUUAAAGUUAACAGUACCGUGUAUGCAAUUCAAUCAAGUGUCGUACAUAGUAUUUGAAAUCUCUGCAUUUUAGCUCUGUCAAAAUGGGGUCCUUUAUAUUUAAGAUGGACAGGCAACCCUUAUCAUUUUCCUCCUGUUAUAAUAUAUUUUGACUGGUGGGAUAUGGACUAAACAUUUUUUAUUAUAUUCUUUAUGAUCCAAUCAGGGUUCUGUGUUAUUGGAGGAGUCAGCCGACAGCCCCGCCCCCAGCCCAGAGAACCGCACCACCGAAGAGUUGGCCCUCCCUCUGCCUCCUCCCCUGCCCCCCCUCCCCAUCAGCAAUCCCACCCGGGCACUCCCUCCUCCCCCGCCGCUGCCUUCAGAAAUGCCCACCUACCAGUACAGCCCUUCCUCAAGCACCAACCAGCGACGCCCCUCCUCUUCAGGAAGUGAGUCAUCACUCCCCCUUCCUUUCUCCUUUUCUCCUUUCUCCUCUCUUUCUUGCAUUGUGCUUCUCUCCUCUUGUGACUACAGUGCUUUCUGAUUUUUUUUUUUUUCAUGUUACAUUUGCUACUCUAGUUUCACAGAUGGCAAAACCAGUGUGAAGUGUCAAUAGACUCCUUCUCCACUCCACUGAUAAUGCAAUAAUUCCUGGAAAGCUGAGUUGCGGCAGGUGCAAAACGGGAACAAUGUUAUCUCAUUCUGUAGACUGAGAGAUGAGUCUGGCCUUACCGUCCCAGAUAACUGAUUACAAAUGUAUGCCCUCACUCAGGGCUAUCGUUACCUUGAGAACCGGUUUAGUGUUCAGCCAUUUGCUUAAUUGGCCCCGUCUCUCUCUCUUUGCCCUGACUGACUGACACUACCUGGCAUGGUUGCUCUUUGCCCCGUCUGCUACUCUGUUCUAGUUACAAAGAUGGUGGUUAUUUGCUAUGGUUGGGGGAAAUUUGAAUUUGGCGAAAUGUUCAAUUGAGUUGUUAUGCUCUUAUCCAAAGCUUGCUUCCUCAAUCAAUCAAUCAAUCAAAUUGUAUUUAUAAAGCCCUUUUUACAUCAGCAGAUGUCACAAAGUGCUAUACAGAAACCCAGCCUAAAACCCCAAACAGCAAGCAGAAGCACGGUGGCUAGGAAAAACUCCCUCGAAAGGCAGAAACCUAGGAAGAAACCUAGAGGAACCAGGCUCUGAGGGGUGGCCAGUCCCCUUCUGGCUGUGCCAGGUGGCGAUUAUAACAGUACAUGGCCAUUAAGGCCAGAUUUUUCUCCAAGAUGUUCAAAUGUUCAUAGAUGACCAGCAGGGUCAAAUAAUAAUCACAGUGGUUGUAGAGGUUGCAACAGGUCAGUACAUCAGGAGUAAAUGUCACUUGGCUUUUCAUAGCCUGUCAUUUAGAGGUUGAAAUAGCAGGUGCGGUAGAGAGAGAGUUGAAAACAGCAGGUCUGGGACAAGGUAGCACGUCCGGUGAACAGGUCAGGGUUCCAUAGCCGCAGGCAGAAGAGUGGAAACUGGAGCAGCAGCACGACCAUGUGGACUGGGGACAGCAAGGAGUCAUCAGGCCAGGUAGUCCUGAGGCAUGGUCCUAGGGCCCAGGUCCUCCGGGAUGGGAGGGAGAGAACUUUGCACUUUGCUAUAACUUUGCACUUUGCAACAGCAUUUUGACCAUAGAGAGAGAACACAGAUGUUGCUGGUUUAGAACUGUCCCCAGGUAAGAUGGCCAAAAUCUUUUUCCAUUCCAGAGCAUUGGGGCACUGCGUCAGCACUAUGAUGUCAGCCUCUCUAUAGUCAAAACCAUAGAGAGAAAGCGUUCUCAUAUUUGAUUUGUCCUGUUGAAUUUGACACUCAUCUGUCUUCUACUACGGUCUUCUACUAACAAGCUCUCUUCUUCCUCCUUCAAUUGUGUCAAUGGUCCUAUCCCUCUCUCCUCUCCUCCCCUCCCCUCCGGAACACCUGCUAUCUGUCUGCAUGUGUCUACCCCUUCUCGCUCUCCUUCUCUUCUCUCUCCACUGCUGCCUAUCCAAGGUGGGGAGUUUCUGUCCCCCUCUAGUCAGCCAGAAGGCGGCCCACUCAGGGUGACA
Molecule: messenger RNA, 30286 nt
Organism: Coregonus sp. 'balchen'
Lineage: Eukaryota; Metazoa; Chordata; Actinopteri; Salmoniformes; Salmonidae
Source: the annotation of a GenBank genome assembly